Molecule: messenger RNA, 2849 nt
Organism: Myiozetetes cayanensis
Lineage: Eukaryota; Metazoa; Chordata; Aves; Passeriformes; Tyrannidae
Gene: BTD
Product: biotinidase
Exons: 4
Coding region: 137-1702 (521 amino acids)
Molecular function (GO): hydrolase activity, acting on carbon-nitrogen (but not peptide) bonds, in linear amides
Source: RefSeq, a predicted model, not a curated record
ACCGGCUCAGCUCGGGAAGGGGCGAAGAAAGGAACUAGUCCUGGCCAGCCCGCUCCCGGGGCCGUGCGACGGGACCUCCCUCCCUCUCCCCUCCCACACAGCGGCGGGGACAGCCCUUCCCGCCCACUCCCGAUUUAUGGCACACACCAUGGUGCAUCUGUGCUGGAAGCUGUCUGUCUGCUUUUUCUUCUAUCAAGCUGUCUCAGGAAGAGUCAGGAGGGAGGGGCAUUAUGUUGCCGCCGUGUAUGAGCACGAGUCCAUCCUGAGCCCCAACCCCACAGCCCUGGUGGAUCGGCGCUCCGCGCUGGAGCUCAUGGGCAAGAACCUCGACAUCUACGAGCAGCAAGCGGUGGCUGCUGCCAGACAGGGGGCACAGAUCAUCGUUUUUCCUGAAGAUGGAAUCCAUGGCUUCAACUUCACCAGGAGCUCCAUUUAUCCUUACUUAGAUUUCGUUCUGCAUUCGCGCUCUGGGAAGUGGAAUCCAUGCAGAGAGCCUUAUUUGUUCAAUGACACAGAGGUUAUUCAGCGUCUGAGCUGCAUGGCACUGAAGAACAAAAUAUUCCUUGUGGCAAACUUAGGAACUAAGCAGCCCUGUGACCACACUGAUCCUCACUGCCCCCCUGAUGGAAGGUACCAGUUCAACACCAACGUGGCGUUCGAUGCUGACGGUGCGUUGGUAGCCACGUACCGCAAACACAACCUGUAUUUCGAAUACGCUUUUGAUACCCCUCCAGAGCCCGACUAUACACACUUUGAUACCCCUUUUGCUGGCAAGUUUGGCAUGUUCACUUGCUUUGAUAUACUCUUUUUUGAGCCUGCAGUGAACCUCAUCAGACAGUACAAUUUGAAACAAAUUGUAUAUCCAACUGCGUGGAUGAACCAGCUCCCGCUCUUGUCCGCUGUAGAAUUUCAACAAGCUUUUGCAACAGCUUUCAGUGUCAAUAUUUUAGCAGCUAAUAUCCACCACCCUACCUUGGGCAUGACAGGGAGUGGGAUAUACACUCCAGUCAAAUCCUUCAUUUACCACAACAUGGAAAGUUAUGGUGGCAAGCUCAUAGUAGCAGAAAUUCCUGUGAUUACCAAGGAUCAUGAAACCAAUUUGGAGAGUAAUGAAAGAUUCAGAGAGAACUUACAUGACUCAUGCAGGACUUUUACGAGCACCUCGCUGGAUGAUCAAGUUUGCUUUAAGGAGCAAGAAGAGACUCCUGGCAGAGUAUCUGAAAAAGGAAAUGAACAGUUACCUCCCCUGUUUUAUGCAGAAAUGAUGUAUGACAACUUUACUUUCGUUCCUGUAUGGGGGGAGAAAGGAGAGCUCCAGGUUUGUGCCAAUACCCUUUGUUGUUACUUAAAUUAUCGGAGAGCUGUUUUAACUGAUGAAUUAUAUGCUUUGGGAGUUUUUGAUGGGCUCCAUACAGUGCAUGGCACAUACUAUGUCCAGGCCUGUGCGUUAGUGAAGUGUGGCGGCCUCAGCUUUAGCUCUUGUGGACAGGAGGUUACAGAUGCCACUGCUCUGAUAGAUUUCCAGCUCUGGGGAAAUAUGAGUACCCCUUACAUCUUUCCUUUGCUGCUGACAUCUGGUAUUACCUUGGACUUUGCUGAUCACAUGGGCUGGAAAAACAACCACUAUUUCAUGAGCAAAAAUAGAACGUCUUCUGGCCUACUGACUGCUGCUCUGUAUGGACGAUGGUAUGAAAAGGACUAGCACAGAUCUUUGAGUCAGAAAACAACUGCCCGUAUGUUCAAAGUAUUUGUCUUAACAGAAGUUGUUGAACAUCCAUACUUCCUAGAGGUCCAGGUGUGUUUGUUACAUGACUCACUGAUUAGGUUCCACAUUCGAAAUGAUAAGCAAAGCACCCUAAGAAGCUGUAAGUACAGUCUGUACUGUGGUAGCUUAUGUCUUACCAGAAGGGAAAGAACUGCCUUGCAAAGAUAAAGGCUUGCUGUAAUUUGGUGAGAUGUUUUAUACUGGGAAAAUAACUCAUUUCAACUGAAUUUGUUCCUUUUAAUUUAAUCCUUUGGUUUUCUGGUGUUCUGGCUUGGAGUACGGAAAUGAAUGGAAUGGAAAACUGUUGCAAGAGAGAAAAAAAAAUAAAGGGAAGGAAGACACAAAUACUGUGCAUGACAUGCAUGAAAAUAUGUAGGUAUACACACAUACAGUUUGUAUGUGCUGAGGUUCUGGUUUCUGGUUAGGGUGCCGUGAUUGUUUUUUUUCUUAGAGUCAAAACCUCACAGCUGAACUCCCAGUUUUUCAUAUGCUUUUAGCAGUAUCUGAAUGUCACAGUUGUAAACAUCCUACAGAGUAUCUAAGCUGUGGAAGAAGAUAUCAAACGAGUGUGAAAAACAAGACUGCAGUAAGACAUAAUUCCCAAGAAAUUAUGUUUACAGAAAACAUCGUCAAUGAAUAUCAACUACAUAUGUUAUGUACUGUUUGAGUACAUUAACUUUCCCUGUUUAAAAGAGAGGUAGGUCAUUUCAAGACUGUUUUGACUUUAAGACAUCUUAGCUAUUGUUUAUGAAUUUAUUCAAGAGGAGUUAUGAGGAGCACAUAACAAACUGAGGGACAGCAAGGCUUUUACGUCAGUGCUUCCUGUACCAGAUGGCAGGUUCGUGCUGCUGAGUGAGGAAAACACACCGUUCUUUUCAAGGGCAAUAACUGAAGUGCUGUAACUGUUCUACUGCAGUGAAGAAACUGGGAAGAGAACAUUCAAAGGAUAUUAAUUUGGGGUUAAAUUCAGACAAGUUAAUGCAUUCUCAAGCAUUAUAAUUGUAUGUGGUCUUAUUGGCUGUUAUGGCUUCCCCUGCUAAUAGCUGUUGAGUAAUGGAAUAAACACAACUGUGCCUUUGGUCCA